GCGCUCACCACCAUGGGCGAGUUUGCGAAUCAAAUAGUGCGGGUCUUUGCUCGCAAAGCCUCUGAACAGGGAGGUGUCAUUUCAGGCGACAACCCAGCUGCAUACAAUGCUACUGAUCCAUUCCGCCUAUGGGUCAUUCAAGUUGUAAUAAUAAUCGCAAUGACCCAACUCCUCUCCAUGGGCCUCUCGCGCAUCCGCCAACCCCGCGUUAUCGCAGAAGUCAUCGGCGGCGUCAUCCUUGGUCCAACCGUAAUGGGUCGCAUUCCCGGCUUCACAAACGCCAUCUUCCCAACUGCCGGAAUGCCUUCCUUGGUCCUCACAUCCACCAUCGGCCUCAUCCUCUUCCUCUUUCUCGUCGGACUCGAGAUCGACACGCGCUUAUUAAGGCGGAACGUCAAAGCUUCCGCAGCAGUUUCAGUCGCGGGCUUGGUGUUCCCCUUGGGUCUCGGAGCCGCUCUUGGCGUUGGGGUUUACAAACAGUUCAUCAGUCCCUCCGUUAAUUUUGGUUACUUUAUCCUCUUCACCGCUGUAGCUAUCGGCAUCACCGCGUUCCCUGUUCUGUGCCGCAUUCUCACCGAACUCAAGUUGUUGGAGACGGAAGUGGGCGUGGUAACACUUAGUGCCGGGAUAGGGAACGACGUUGUCGGCUGGGUAUUGUUAGCGCUUACCGUCGCGCUCGUUAACGCCAGCUCGGGCUUGACGGCGCUCUAUGUGCUACUUGCCACUGUGGGCUAUGUUAUAUUCCUGCUGUAUCCUGGCAGAUGGGCUUUUGUGUGGCUUGCGCGCCGAACGGGGAGUUUGGAGCAGGGAUCACCCACGCCCCUUAUGAUGACUGUUACACUUCUGGUUGUGUUCAUUUCCGCCUUUUAUACGGACAUCAUCGGCGUUCACGCAAUCUUCGGUGGCUUUUUGGCGGGUCUCAUUAUUCCGCAUGAGAAUGGGUUUGCGAUCUCUUUUGUGGAAAAGCUGGAAGAUCUUGUAUCCAUCAUAUUAUUACCCAUCUACUUCACAUUGUCAGGUCUCAAGACCAAUCUCGGCCUGCUAAACAACGGUAUCACCUGGGGCUACGUCGUCAUCAUCUGCCUCGUCGCCUUCUCCUCCAAGUUCAUCUCCUGUGCUGGCGCUGCAUACGCCACUGGCUACAGAUGGCGCGAAGCAGGUGCCAUCGGCUCACUUAUGAGCUGUAAAGGAUUGGUCGAACUUAUCGUCUUGAACAUCGGGCUACAAGCCGGCAUCCUCGACACACGCACAUUCUCCAUGUUCAUCGUACACGCGCUGAUCCUGACCUUCAUGACCACGCCUCUGACGCUCUUCUUCUAUCCUGAGAAAUACCGCGUCGUCGUCGGCUCCAAGUCCAGAGUGGACACCCCAGAAGCAGGCCCAGCAGCACCCAAGCCCAUAUCCGACUCAGCCACUAAAUCCAAAUUUGCCUUUAUCUUGGAAAAAGUGGAACAGUUGCCCGCGGCUAUGACUAUUGCGAACCUCUUACAAUCUCAGGAUCUUUCAGCGUCUCAAGAGACUUUGAGUGCGCCUACAUCAGCGGACAAUAAAGAAGCCGAGGCCUUUGGGUCCUCUUCCGAUGAUUUGGACCACAAGAUCCUGCCUCCUCCUUCGAGUCCUACCAUCAGCAUCAACGCUCUUCGCCUCAUCGAGCUGACGAAUCGAACUUCCGCGGUCAUCCGUUCCCAAGAGGCCGACGCGCUCAUCUACAACGACCCAGUGGUAUCGGUGUUCAAAACUUUUGGAUCCCUGAAUCGACUGAGGGUCUCUGCGAACUUGAGUGUGGUGAACUAUGACGAGUUUCCUAGUGCGAUUAGCCAGCACGUCAAAGACGUCGAAGCGGAGAUGGUCAUUAUCCCUUGGUCAAGGGGCACCACCUCCAUCGACACCUCUUUCAUUGAACACGGAAACGGACCAAAUACCACACACAACCCAUUCGACGGGAUAUUCCACAAGACGACAACGCAAGACCAGACGAGCUCCGUCGUUUAUUCCGAAUUCAUUCGUAACGUGUUUUUGAACUGCCCUUCGGACGUGGCGCUUUUCGUGGACAGGGGACAGCAGCAACACCACACGCAGCACUUGUUCCUUCCUUUCUUUGGUGGGCCGGAUGAUAGGCUGGCGUUGACGUUCCUUGUGCAGCUAUGUGCAAAGACGGGUGUUACGGGCUCAGUUGUGAGGUUGAGGAAGACGGCGGAGGUGAGGGAUGACGAUGACGAUGAGAAGAUCUUUUCGGCUGAGCUGCCUGUUGCGCACAUGACCGUAGCAGCAGCAGAUACCAUCUACGGGCACCAGAACACACAAACCCGCCUCGCAUCCGACACAGCCGAUAACUUCCUCUGGGACCGAUACACCACCACCCCUGCCUCCCCUACCUCACCCUCAUCCCUCUCCAGGAUAACAUUCACCACACACUCAACGUCCACCCCCCUUCGCAAGCUCACAGAACUAGCAGCAGCCGAAGCCUCUGCGACCUCUGCACAACGUCGGUCCAUGAUCGUUCUACUGGGACGGUCAAGAAGGAUGGCGGUGGAGGAUCUGAAGGGGGAGUUGAAGGAACUCAGUGCGUCUGGCCCGGCUACUGGGAGUUCGGUGUCGAAGACGCUUGGAGAUGUUGGUGCGGCGCUUGUGGGGAGGAACGUGAAUGCGAGUUUGUUGGUUUUGCAGGCUGCUGCUGGGUUGUAAGGUUUCUGAUUAAUGGUUGGGUUUACGGUGAUAAUUUGUGUGUAUAUAUCCCCUGCUUUUUUUUUUGGCUUACAGUAUGUACUACGAGGUGGUAGUGAUGUUUUGUAACGAUAAUGAUCAUGAUCUAGUUUUGAU
Messenger RNA from Laccaria bicolor S238N-H82, 2820 nucleotides. RefSeq lists its product as uncharacterized. Gene Ontology annotation, cellular component: membrane. The transcript is spliced from 7 exons. Bases 13 to 2685 code for a protein of 890 amino acids. The record is from RefSeq and is a predicted model, not a curated record. NCBI's taxonomy places the organism in Eukaryota, Fungi, Basidiomycota, Agaricomycetes, Agaricales, Hydnangiaceae. Gene Ontology annotation, molecular function: antiporter activity. Gene Ontology annotation, biological process: proton transmembrane transport.